Musa acuminata AAA Group (dessert banana) is the source of this 1188-nucleotide messenger RNA. RefSeq lists its product as uncharacterized. The transcript has a single exon. The record is from RefSeq and is a predicted model, not a curated record. Lineage: Eukaryota; Viridiplantae; Streptophyta; Magnoliopsida; Zingiberales; Musaceae. The coding region runs from base 1 to 1188 and encodes 395 amino acids.
AUGGAGCGCCAUACACUCACCCUCCACAAUGCGCUCGCCCGCCGCGGUCACCGCGUGCACGUCUUCACUCCGGCCCCGUCGUCGAGUGAGCGACCACCGGAGCGGGGAGGGAGGGAGACAGGCCGCCCGCGGCUCCACUUCCUCUCCGGCGCCAAUUGGCGGUGCCACGAGGCGUGGAAGCUGUACGAGGCAGAGGCGGAGCGGGGUGGCCCAUUUGACGUGGUCCACUCGGAGAGCGUGGCGCUGUUACACCGCUGGGCGCGCGAUGUGCCCAACUUGGCCGUGUCGUGGCACGGUAUCUCCUUGGAGAUCCUGCACUCCGGCAUCUACCAGGACCUGGCUCGCGGCCCCGACGAGCCCAUGUCCCCGGGCUUCAACCGUAGCCUGGCCGAGUCCAUCUACGGGGUGUUGAACGAUAUCAGGUUCUUCCACGACUACGCCCACCACGUCGCCACCAGCGACAGCACCGGAGAGAUGCUGCGCGACGUCUACCAGAUUCCAUCAGGCCGAGUCCACGUCAUCCUCAACGGCGUCGACGACGACAAGUUCGCCCCCGAUGCCCAGCUCGGCGCCGCGUUCCGGAAGGAGAUCGGACUGCGGGGCGGCGCGGCCUUGGUCAUGGGCGUGGCGGGGAGGCUGGUCAAGGACAAUGGCCACCCCCUCCUCUUCGAAUCUUUCUCCAGGCUGGUGCCGAAGCAUCCGGACGUGUAUCUGGUGGUGGAAGGAUCGGGGCCGAGGGCGCAGCGGUACGCCGACCUCGGGACCAAUGUGGUAGCGCUCGGGCCGGCGCCGCCGUCGAAGCUGAAGGCGUUCUACAACUCGUUGGACGUGUUCUUGAACCCCACGCUGAGGCCGCAGGGACUGGACUUGACGUUGAUGGAGGCGAUGCAGUGCGGGAAGCCGGUGGCGACGACGAGGUUCCCGAGCAUCAAGGGGACGAUACUGGUGGACGAGGAGUUGGGGUACACGUUCUCGCCGAAUGUGGAGGCGUUGUCGGAGGUGUUGGAGAAGGUGGUGGGGGAAGGGAAGGCGAGGCUGGCGCAGAGGGGGACGGCGUGCAGGGAGUACGCCAAGUCCAUGUUCGUUGCCACCAAGAUGGCCUUGGCGUACGAAAGGUUGUUUCUGUGUCUGAAGAACGAGACACACUGCACGUACCCCUCGGCGUUUGAUGAGAGUCCUUUGUUGUAA